GUAGAAGUCGAGUUUGUUCAUCAUACAGUUGUCAAAAUAAUCGUUGCAUGUAACGCUUGCCUGACCACCUACCCCGAGCACGGACAAAAGUGCCCGGUGUAUAAAUUCAUCUGUAUAGAAGUUCUUGAUCACUGAGUCUGAGAGUGGUUUGAAUGCAUGUUAUGUGAUGAGAAUUUUGCCAGAUUUGAAAGAGUUCUAGGGCUGUGAGCGUUCAUUUGGUAAUUUUACCUGCACUUUCCCAUUUGCUUUUAUCUCAAGUGCUGCAUUGGCUCUCUCAUAAGGUUUGUUCUCUUUUCUUUGCUCCAAUCUGCCUUUCCUUCUAUACAGAAUCUGUACAUAGCUGCAUUUUUACCUGGUUGUUCGUAACAUCUUUGUAUCGAGCUUCUAAAGUUCGGUUGGCGGGGUUUUUCGGUCCCGUUUUAUUUUUCUUACUUUAAUUUCAGUAGUUUUUCAUUUGCCUGUAUCCUUUAACCAUUCUUGCUUCAAAUUUUGAAGGUGCAAAAAUGUACUUGUGCUGCAAAAGGAAGAAAAGGGAAGUAAAAGGAAGACUACCAUGUGGCCUGUGUAGCUUUCAUCCUUAUUCUCCUCUCCUUUUGCAUGUACAUGUUAACAAUGGAUCCUCAAUGUAGGAGUUUGAAAAUGAGCAUACAAUUGAGGGAGUGCUUCUUGAAGCACUUCUAAGAACAAGCGUUUUUGCUAGAUGCACGUUCAAAUUUGAAUUAAAGGCUUAAAUGUUCUUCUAAAAGUGCUUUUAUUAUCCGGAAACACUUCUGACUUUUUCUAUCAAAAGUUGUCUUGAGAUUUUUUUUUUGUUUUUUGUGUAAUUUCAAGGCGUUUUUAGCUUUUCUGAAAACACUUCCAAACAGAUACCUCUAGAAAUCAAGAGUUGCGGUUAUUUCAAUAAAUUAUCAUGGUAAAAAUUUCAAGUUCUACUUUUCAUCAUAAGGAAAUUUGUUUUAAGCCGUUAGUGUUUGGCCAAAAAAAAAAGCAGAAAUAGUUUCAUCUUGCAAACCUUCUCUUUUUGUUUAGGGAGCAAUUUUCCAAAACUUACUACUAUGUCUAAACACUUUUGCUAGAAGCACGUUGAAAUUUAAUUACUAUGUCUAAACACUUUUACUAGAAGCACGUUGAAAUUUAAUUAAAAUCUAAAAAGUGCUUUUACAAUCUAAAUGUAUGUCAAACACUGACAAAUCGCUUGUUGUCAAUAAAACAUCGCGGCAAAAAUUUCUAGUUCUACUUUUCAUCAAAAGGAAGUUUGUUUCAAGACAUUGUUGUUUGAAAAAAGCAAAAUAUUUUCACCUUGCCAACCUUCUCUUUGUGGUAAAACUAGCAACGAAAGUGACAUCAUAGGUGAUGAGCUGUAAAAUAUUUUGGUAAAAUAUCUUGGAGCUGAUGCUAAUGUUACAAAUGAAUUGGUAUUUUGCACUUCCGUACGGUUUUAUAGUUAAAAUGGUCUCUGAGAUUGGCAUAAUUCUUCAUUUUGGUCCCUAAGAUUCGAUAGAAGUGAUUUCUAAGUUUGUACACCGUAAAUUAUUUUGGUCAUUCCGAAAAAAUUUAUCAAUAUCUUUGUCAAAUUGUCACGUGAACGACCAUGUGACCACCUUUUUAAGGAUAUUUUUGUCAAAUCAACUCAUCUACUUAACGAGGAUAUUAAAAUAUUUUCAUAGAAUAAACAAAAUGAUUUACGGUAGACAAACUCAGAGAUCGCUUCUAUCGAUUUUUAAUGUCAUGGAUUAAAAUGAGAAGUUAUGCCAAUCUCAUAGAACUAAAAAGCCCCAAAAUAUUCAUUUGUUGUUUUCCUCCCUCCAUUCCACACAACAAGGUCACAACAAUGGUAAAAAAAUUCCUUUUCUAUUACGUCCUAAUUUACUUUUGCUUCAAACUUUACUUCACGUAAGUUUUCAUGUUCUUUCUUUGUUCCUUUUUUAUAGAUUAAUUUUAAAGAGAGUAACAUAGAAAAUAAAAUUUCUUAUAAAAGCUGAUAUGGGAAUAGUAACAGAAAAUUAGAAGCGAAUUACAAACACAAACUAAUUACAAACCUUUAAUCAAAAAUGAAACUCGAGAACACUGAAUCGUGGGUUAUGUCCGGUAUUAUUAUAAGUUUAGUGUGCCUCCGGUUCUAUUUAUGACUAAAAGUUUGUAACUGACCUUUUUUGUGCGCAUUUUCUAUAUUACAAACGUGGGUUAAAAUUAAAAUGUAUAUGGUGCAAUCCAGGGAUGGAAAUAUGGGAGGGAAGUGAACUAGUUGAAGGGAGAAGGAAGAGUGCCCGAAUAUUGGCAUUGAAGGAGGUUAAGAAGAACAAGGAAAUCUCCAAAUCCAAAGACAAUGUCGGUAGAGAGAACAGUCAGACACCCGUUGCAGCAAAACCAGCAGCUUCUGGUGCCAAGAGGGGCCGAAAGCGCAAAAAACUUGAAGAUGUAGGUCUAUCUUCUCAACAGCUGCAGGGUCCUUUCCAUAAGUCGCAGCUCGGUAAUCCUUCCCUUCUCAUUUGCCGUUGCAUGAAGGAUUUUGAAGACCGAAUACAUGAUGUCGAUGCGAUCAAGAUCAAACAACUGUUAUCUACGCCAUUGUCGGUGAAACAAGUCUGCGAGUACAUCCUUAAUACAUUACAGAGGAGGGACACACAUGAUGCAUUUGCUCAGCCUGUUGACCCUAACAAGGUAACAACCUAUUACGCAAUCAUAAAAAAUCCAAUGGAUUUCGGCACCGUGAGAGAUAAACUUCAUGCAGAAAUGUAUGCAACCCUGCAACAAUUCAAGCGUGAUGUGCUGCUGAUACCCAAAAAUGCAAUUCACUUUAACGCAGAAGCCACCAUAUAUUACCAAGAGGCUCAAGGUAUAAAAGAUCUAGCCGACGAACUUUUCAGAACUCUGAGAUGUGAUCGACUACGUUUUCUGUUAAAAUAUUACUUCCAUGAAAUACUCUGCCCUCAUGGAAAUGGUGGAGAUAUACACUCAAAGUUUCUUGAACCAACUGGGAAGCCAAAGUUUCUUGAACCAACUGGCAAACCAUGGCGCUUGUGUGGCUCAUCCCUCAGAAGAGAAAAACAAGCAGAUCCAAAUCCUGGAUUGAGAGAUGGUAGGGACUCAAAUUUAGCCGAAGCGCAGAGGCGUUACACUUAUUGUACGCCUUCCAAAGAGAAUGAAUCUUUAAUCUCAGCUGUCUACAAUGCACCCAACAAAUCACUUGUUCAUAUUGAUGCUGGUUUAGGAUACAAAGAAAGUCUCGUGCGCUUUGUUAAAAAUUUGGGGCCAACAGCUCAAAUGGUUGCUAAGAAGAAAUUAGAAAGUCUAGUUGCAGCUCAGAAUUGUCAGCCUCAGGCAACCCCUCCAUUUCAGAACCAAAAUUAUCCUGCUUUCGCCCUAUCUGCAUCACCGGCACUUGGUCAUCCUAUUGGUGUUAAUAGUUCUCAAAUGACUCAAAUGCAACAUAAUUCCCAGUAUAACUUGCCAAAGGAAGUGAAUGUUCCUUAUUUUCUUGGUGAUGCUUCUGCACAAGGAUAUGCCCCGGUUAGAGCCAGCCUAUGCAUCAAUGAGGGUGCUUACAAUAGAAACAUGAAUGCACCCGACACAUCCAGAAUAGACAUGAAGGGUAAUCUCAUUGACCCGAAAGGGAAGGCACAUGAGGAAGGAUAUACGUAUAAAAAAGCUUUCCCGGAACGGAUAGGUAUUGAUAUAAACAAAAUCAUGGACUCCCCUAGUCUUACCAAUGGUAUAAGACUUCACAAGAGCAAAAUGGAAGGCAGGCCUCAUCAAAAUCAGAACAGCAACGUUCAGUUGGAGUCGCACAUUCGCGUUGUUAGAGAUUUGGGUGGUCCUGAGACAAACAGCACAAAGUUUAGGACUGUGGAUAUGCUAGCAGAACGUAACAAUGUAGGAAACCUGCAGCUGCUUCCGCAAGCUCGGAUGUCUAGGACUGCAUUGAAUCAGUCGAGGCUGCAAGAGAUCAUGUCAAAUACCAACACCUAUCUCAGGACAUCAUCUUACUUGCCUUCACCCACUCCAGAGAUGUCGAGUUUGAUCCAGACAACAACUUCCUUCAAUGGUUUCGACGCUCAACUGAGUAGCAACUAUGCAGCUAACUCUUUUCAUGCAGGUCAGCUUCCUCAAAAGAAUAACUAUAUAGCUAACCCUACACAGGCAGGUCAGCUCAUGCCUCAAUUUAACAGUCCCAAUGCGGCGCAAGGUGUGCAAGAAAUGAGUAGCUUUCCGAGCAUGAAACUGAAGCUUGGUGAGGAUCAUAGUGCAUUGGCAAAGAGUGACAUGUUUAUGAGGAGAGAACAAGGGGUGGAGUCACUGGCGGUUCAGGGAAUAGUGAAGCCUCCUCCCUUGUACAAUGCAUUUGGUAGCCAUGAAAGAGCUUCAACUCAAUGGUACCAAAAGGAGCCUACUCCUGAACAUCUUCUGCCCUGGCUGGUGGACUCUCAGCAGCCUAACUUGUCUCUUCAGCUGUGAGUUGAGCUAUUUGAGGGACUCCUUUGAACUAUCAUCCUAUGAAUGUGGAUCAAAUGGACUUGUUUUGUAUUUCUCCUUUGAAUGUCCUUUGCCUUGUCGUAAGUUAGAGAUAAUUUUAUGUUUUAUGUUCUAGUGUGUGAUGUCUUUCUUAGCGUUGUUCAUCUAUGUCGUCUCUGAACUGCUUUCGUAGCACCCCAGACUUAUGUUUUAUGUUCUAAUGUGUAAUGUCUUCAUUUGUGUUCAUCUAUGUCCAUCCCUUAGGGCUUCAA
Messenger RNA from Malus domestica (apple), 4724 nucleotides. RefSeq lists its product as uncharacterized. NCBI's taxonomy places the organism in Eukaryota, Viridiplantae, Streptophyta, Magnoliopsida, Rosales, Rosaceae. Gene Ontology annotation, molecular function: protein binding. The record is from RefSeq and is a predicted model, not a curated record.